Messenger RNA from Emiliania huxleyi CCMP1516, 267 nucleotides. RefSeq lists its product as hypothetical. The coding region runs from base 1 to 267 and encodes 88 amino acids. Lineage: Eukaryota; Haptophyta; Isochrysidales; Noelaerhabdaceae. The record is from RefSeq and is a predicted model, not a curated record. The transcript is spliced from 2 exons.
AUGGCGUGCGCGUUUGUGGUCACCGACCUCGGCUUAAUGACGGUGCUGGGCGGCACUCUGAGCGUUGGAGGCUUCGUGGCGCUGGCGCCCGGCCUGGUGGGCUUGUGGCUCUCGCACAAGCCGGGCGUGCGCGCGGGCUUCUGCUGGCGCGUCGCCAUGCACACGCUCAUCUGGGGCGGCCUCGCCCUCUCGGUGGCGGGCGUGUUCCUGCGGGACAACUCGGCGGCGGAGCUCGGCACGCGCUGCUGGUUUGUGCGAGCCGCGUAA